Meleagris gallopavo (turkey) is the source of this 1158-nucleotide messenger RNA. The record is from RefSeq and is a predicted model, not a curated record. NCBI's taxonomy places the organism in Eukaryota, Metazoa, Chordata, Aves, Galliformes, Phasianidae.
AUGUCUUACCCAGCAUCACUGAGUACAAAGAUCAUGAGAAGAAACAGAAAACCAAGAGAAAUACCCCAGUUACUGGAAAUGUUGAAUUUGCAACCAGCUGUAAAGUACCAACUGUUGUUCAGAAGGAAUCAAAAGAAUGAUCCUGAAGCAUUUAUGAAUAAUAAUGAACUUAUUACAUACAAAGGGUACCCCAGCAAGGAGUACAAAGUAAUGACUGAAGAUGGUUAUAUCAUUACUAUUAACAAAAUCUCCUAUGAUACACGAAAUCAGGAAAAUGCAAAACCUGCUGUAUUUCUCCAACAUGGACUACUGGGAGAUGCCAGUAACUGGGUCACAAACCUGCUCAACGGCAACUUGGCCUUCAUGUUAGCUGAUGCUGGCUAUGAUAUUUGGAUGGAAAAUAGCAGAGGGAAUCGCUGGUCCAGAGAACAUCAAAAUUAUUCCACUGAUCAAGAUGAGUUCUGGGCUUUCAGUUUUAAUGAGAUGGCCAAGUCUGAUCUUCCAGCAGCAAUAAACUUCAUUGUGAAGAAGACUGGACAGGAAAAGCUAUACUAUGUUGGUUAUUCACAAGGCACCACCAUUGCUUUCAUUGCUUUUUCAACAAUGCCAGAAGUGGCACAGAAAAUCAAACUCUUUUCUUUGGCACCUGUCACUGCUACUAAGUAUGCCAGAAGCCCAGCAAUAAAACUCCUUUACCUUCCUGAAAAACUGCUCUGGGGUUUGCUUGGCAAAAGAGAAUUCCUUACCCAGACUGAAUGUCUAAGAGGCAGCCACCAUGCUUUUGCCAAGCUUUGUAGAAAUGUCGUCUUCAAUGUACAGGGCUAUAACAUGAAUAACAUUGACAUGAACCGGGUCAAAGUGUAUAUUGCACGAACUGAUGCUGGAACUUCUGUGCAAAACAUAAUCCACUGGAGUCAGGAAGCCCAUUCAGGGAAGUUCCAAGCUUAUGACUGGGGCAGUUCAAAGAAGAACAUCGAGAAAUACCAGCAGGCUACUCCUCCUCUAUACAAAUUAGAACAGAAUUUACCAACUGCAGUAUGGACUGGGGAACAAGACUUGCUCGCAGAUCCCAAGGAUGUGGCCAUUUUACUUUCUCAGAUUAAGAGGCUUCUCUAUCACAAGAUGAUUCCUGAAUGGGCACACUUGGAUUUCAUCUAG